ACAUUUAAAUAUAACCUAUAACGUGUAAAAACUGUUUACUACUGUUAAGUGCACUUUUCUUGAUUUUUAUAAAUAUAUAUUAUUAUUAUUAUUAUAUAUAUAAUAUAUAUAUAUAAUUAUUAUAUAUAAUAAUAUAUAAAAUAAUAAUAUAUAAAAAUUUGUAACUUGACGCAGUAUUAUAAAAUGGAAGAAAUGGAUAUAGGAAGCGAUGAAAGUAACGAUAAAAAUUUACAUGAAAAUUCGAACAGAAAGAUCGAAUCAAAAAUGAUUAAAAAUGAAACUGAAGAAAUUAAGAAUGAGUUUGAUGAAGAACAGGAUAAAGAUGAUGAUGAUGAUGAUGAUGAUGAUGAUGAUGAUGAAGAGGAUGCUGACGAAGCAGAAGUUAAAAUUUUAGAAACUUCUCUUGCUCACAAUCCAUAUGAUUAUGCGAGUCAUGUAGCCCUUAUUAAUAAAUUACAAAAAAUGGGUGAAUUAGAACGAUUACGCGCUGCCAGAGAAGAUAUGAGUUCAAAGUAUCCUUUGAGUCCUGAUCUCUGGUUAUCUUGGAUGCGUGAUGAAAUUAAAUUAGCAACCACUAUAGAACAGAAAGCUGAAGUAGUAAAAUUAUGUGAGCGAGCAGUAAAAGAUUAUCUUGCUGUAGAAGUAUGGUUAGAAUAUUUGCAAUUUAGUAUUGGUAAUAUGGGCACUGAAAAAGAUGCAGCAAAAAAUGUUAGACAUCUCUUUGAAAGAGCAUUAACAGAUGUUGGGUUACAUACUAUUAAAGGUGCAAUAAUAUGGGAAGCAUUUCGAGAGUUUGAAGCUGUGUUAUAUGCUCUGAUUGAUCCUUUAAAUCAAGCUGAAAGGAAAGAGCAAUUAGAACGUAUUGGUAACUUAUUCAAAAGACAAUUAGCUUGUCCUCUUUUAGAUAUGGAAAAAACAUAUGAAGAAUAUGAAGCUUGGCGUCAUGGAGAUGGUACAGAAGCUGUUAUUGAUGAUAAAAUUAUUAUUGGAGGAUAUAAUCGAGCUCUUUCAAAGCUUAAUCUUCGUUUACCUUAUGAGGAAAAAAUUGUUUCUGCACAAACAGAAAAUGAACUAUUAGAUUCAUACAAAAUAUAUUUAUCAUAUGAACAACGUAAUGGUGAUCCUGGAAGAAUCACAGUUUUGUAUGAAAGAGCAAUCACUGAUCUUAGUUUGGAAAUGUCAAUUUGGCUUGAUUACCUUAAGUAUUUAGAAGAAAAUAUUAAAAUUGAAUCAGUUUUAGAUCAAGUAUAUCAAAGAGCUUUAAGAAAUGUUCCUUGGUGUGCAAAAAUAUGGCAAAAAUGGAUAAGAUCAUACGAAAAAUGGAACAAAUCGGUAUUAGAAGUUCAAACUUUAUUAGAAAAUGCUUUAGCAGCUGGAUUCUCUACUGCUGAAGAUUAUCGAAAUUUAUGGAUAACUUAUUUGGAAUAUUUACGACGAAAAAUCGAUCGUUAUUCUACAGACGAAGGAAAACAACUAGAAAUAUUACGUAAUACUUUUAAUAGAGCUUGUGAACAUUUGGCAAAAUCAUUUGGCUUAGAAGGAGAUCCUAAUUGUAUUAUAUUGCAAUAUUGGGCAAGAACUGAAGCUAUACAUGCUAAUAACAUGGAAAAAACUAGGUCAUUAUGGGCUGAUAUCUUGUCACAAGGACAUUCCGGAACAGCAUCUUAUUGGUUGGAAUAUAUUUCAUUAGAAAGAUGUUAUGGAGAUACGAAACAUUUGAGGAAAUUAUUCCAAAAAGCUUUGACCAUGGUAAAAGAUUGGCCAGAAAGCAUAGCAAAUUCUUGGAUAGAUUUUGAACGAGAUGAAGGAACAUUAGAACAAAUGGAAAUAUGUGAAAUACGAACAAAAGAAAAAUUAGAUAAAGUUGCUGAAGAAAGACAGAAAAUGCAACAAAUGUCCAAUCAUGAAUUAUCUCCGUUACAAAACAAAAAAACUCUUAAAAGAAAACAAGACGAAACUGGUAAAUGGAAAAAUUUAGGAUCUUCUCCAACAAAAAUUACAAAAGUUGAAAUGCAAAUUAAACCAAAAAUUAGAGAAAGUCGUUUAAAUUUCGAAAAAAAUACUGAUUCUGAAGAACAAAAACUAAAAACUGCGCCUCCGCCUGGUUUCAAAAUGCCGGAAAAUGAACAAAUGGAAAUAGAUAAUAUGCAUGAAAUGGAUGACAAAAGUACAGUUUUUAUAAGUAAUUUAGAUUACACAGCAAGCGAAGAAGAAGUUAGAAAUGCUUUACAACCAGCAGGACCAAUUACAAUGUUUAAAAUGAUACGAGAUUAUAAAGGACGUAGUAAAGGAUAUUGUUAUGUACAACUCAGUAACAUGGAAGCAAUUGACAAAGCUUUACAAUUGGAUAGAACUCCUAUAAGAGGGCGACCAAUGUUUGUUUCAAAAUGCGAUCCAAACAGAACACGAGGAUCUGGAUUUAAAUACAGCUGCUCUCUUGAAAAAAACAAGCUUUUUGUUAAAGGACUUCCGGUAUCAACAACAAAAGAAGAGCUUGAAGAAAUUUUCAAGGUUCACGGAGCAUUGAAGGAAGUCCGUAUAGUUACUUACCGUAAUGGUCAUUCUAAAGGGUUGGCUUACGUCGAAUUUAAGGACGAAAACAGUGCCGCGAAGGCACUUCUGGCCACUGAUGGAAUGAAAAUAGCCGACAAAGUAAUUAGUGUAGCCAUAAGCCAACCACCUGAACGCAAGAAAGUACCAGCGACUGAAGAACCGCUCUUAGUUAAAUCUCUAGGUGGUACUACAGUAAGCAGAACUACAUUUGGUAUGCCCAAAACAUUAUUAUCUAUGGUACCUCGUACUGUCAAAACCGCUGCUACUAAUGGCAGUGCAAAUGUGCCUGGAAAUGGUGUUGCUCCAAAAAUGAAUAAUCAAGAUUUUAGAAAUAUGUUACUGAAUAAAAAGUAAUUUACUACAACGUCGCUAAUUUCUUAAAUUUCAAUUUCAUCCUUGUUUUUUUCGAAUGUGCUUUAAUAUAUGUAUAUAUGAGAAAAGCAUUCAAUUACAUAUUUCUUAAAGCACUAUAUAUAAUGAACAAAAUCUCUUUUAGAGAUUUAAGAGUUUAUUUAAAAAGAAAACAAAAAAAAUGAAGGGAAUAAAACUAAGAAUCACAAAUUCUUAGAAAAUAAAUAUGUUUAAUGUAAGAAAUAUUUAUAUAUACAAGAUGAAUGUGUGCAAGGUGAGCGAUGUUACUCUAACUAUAAAACGAGAACAAUUUUCCCAUCACGCAUACAUUACAAUGUCACGAAGAUAUAUGUAUACUUUUCUCGCACAGACACGCAUGAUAGAAAAAUACUCUGAAUACAUAUAAAAGAAAAAAUGAACAAAGGAAGUUACAUUGCAAAUAGUAACAAAUCAGGGUGACCAUUUUUCUUUUAUCUUAAUGAGAAAAAAUUCUUUUUUUAUGUAUACAUAUAUUACAUAUACAUACAUGACCUAUUAUUGUUAAAAGAUAUUGUAAAAUAAUGUCGAAGCAGCAUUUACAGAAAUUAUUACAGAAUUAUACAGUUCUUUUUACUUUUCUUUGUGCAUAUUUGGUCACCCUACCAUCAAGUACAAAUAUCCUUCUACAGCUGCAGUGGUGCAUUGGACGUGUUGUGUUUUUUAUGCCUCGGUGGAGCGACAGGUGGACUUUCAGGUGUCAACCUCCUCGCCAUAAGCCAUUUUUUGGCUCGGCCAGAGUGAUAGUAAUACGCAUAAAGCAACGCCAUAGCCGCCAGUACAACCAACAGGCACGUACCAGCGAUAAUAACACUGAAUAACCAAUAUGAUCCACUCGGCUCUGGCACCAAUGUUGGCUCCGUUGGCGAUUUUUCUCCUGGAACCGAUUUCGGAAUUGGUGGCUCUGCAGGUGGAAGAGGUUCUACGUCAUCUCCGAUGGUAAUAUCAGCGCAAGCACGAAAUUCUUCUUGAGGACCGCAACCUACAGCUCCUAUAUUGUCAAAGAAGAACAGUUUAUAAUUUUAUGUUAUGAAAUUAUUAUUGAUUAAUUUUUAAAAAUAAGGUAAAUUAUUUUAUUUGCAACUAUAAGCAUUUUUUUCUUCUUUUUUUUCUAUUUUUAUUUCUUUGUAAAUUGAAUUUGAUAAAUCUCAUUUUUUAUAAUUUACUUUAUAUAUAAUAAUGAGUAUGUAGUAAUUGAUUUACAUAUUAAUCUUUAAAAAUUAUUUAUUAAUAUAUUAUAAAUAUAUCAAUAAGUGAAAAUAAUUUUGCAGUUAUUCUUUUUUUUUUUUUAGUUUAUAUUGUAUUAUAUUGCACUUCAGAGAAAAAAAUUCAUAAUAUUACAUUGGAAGCACUGUAUAUGUAAAAUAAUAUUUAAAACAUGUAAAAAUAGAAGUAUUAUGAUGAAUAAUUUUGAAAUAAAUGUUUGUAUAUGAGAUCUGAAAAUAAUAAAGCGAUUGCUUAAGGAUAAA
Molecule: messenger RNA, 4409 nt
Organism: Apis cerana (Asiatic honeybee)
Lineage: Eukaryota; Metazoa; Arthropoda; Insecta; Hymenoptera; Apidae
Product: squamous cell carcinoma antigen recognized by T-cells 3
Biological process (GO): RNA processing
Molecular function (GO): RNA binding; protein binding
Source: RefSeq, a predicted model, not a curated record